ACGACGCAUAAAAACGACGUCACGAAAGUAAACAAGAGCAUGUCGCAUAGACAGACUCAUGCAAGAGAAAUGAACGGACAAGCGGACGUCGAAGUUGACUAUAAACGGAAAUACAAAAAUCUGAAGAGGAAAUUAAAAUUUCUUGUUUAUGAACAAGAAUGUUUUCAGGAGGAGCUGAGGAGAGCACAGAGAAAACUUCUCAAAGUUUCCAGGGACAAAAGCUUCCUUCUGGACAGACUGCUACAGUAUGAGAGGGUAGAUGAAGACUCCUCAGAUUCAGAUGCAACAGUUUCUUCUGAAAAUAGUGAAGGGGAAUUUUAUUUGUCAUGUACUCUUUUCAGGCGGAGAAGUAGUCCUGGGGCGUGUCUUCCUUCAUCCUCAUCUCCUCAUCUCUCCCUGCUGUCCCGCCCUGGGGUAAAUACCCUGCAGUCAUCAAGCUCUGGACCCUACCUCAACACUAUGCCCUUUCCACCAGAGUAUUUGGCUCCCUCUGCUGAACGAAUGAAGAAAGAGAGAAAAACAAAGACGCCCAAAAACAGGAGAGAGACUACAGGGAAGGUUGUUACUCCUGUGGCAGCUAACUACCCAUCAGCCCCUGCGGCGCCUCCAGCAUCCAGUGGUCCCUUCAGCUGGGUUCCCAGACAGAUGCUUAGUGGAGAUGCACCUGAAGAGGACGGGGAGAGUGAUGGAGACAGUGACAGAGGCGAUGAGGACAGAGGGGAGGGGGAUGAGGCCGAGCUGGUCAUUGAUAUUCCUAAUGAGUGAGCCAGACCGUGGGUUUAGUUGUAAUAUGAACAGGGGGUGAAGGGGUUGUACAUCUGUGUGUGAAGUCACAAGACAGAAGGUGACUGAAUUUAUUUCUGUAGUCAGCAACCCUAAUCCCACAUUCUCAGAAAGGGGAGCCAAGCUGCCUCCUGUGGACGUUUGCUUAACUGCAGUAUUACUGUCAAAAUAUGCCCUAGAGAAACACCUUUUUCAAAUAUUAUGUUAAUAAAUUAAUCUGAGAAUGCAAAAGAACAGAAAGUGCUUUGUAACAAGCAUUUAAGAAAAAUCUCUACUGCCACCUGUGCGAUUGGAUACUUGUUACACAGGUUCAAACUGCCUGCUGAUUUCUUUCUUUCUUUCUCAUUCUUCUUUGUCACCACACCUGAUUAUGACAAUAACUAGAUGUGACAACAUUGACAGAGUUUUUGUCUGCAUUGUCUAACCACCGUUUCAGUCUUAGUAUUGUUAAGCACUGCUGUCCAUUAAAGCUGUUUUAGAAUGACAGAGAUGUUUGGAGGUUUCUUUAGUCAUUCCAUGCAGUUUUGCCAUCUGUCACAUGCAUAUAUUGUGUUGCUCUGGGUAUUUUUUAAAAUCAUAUUGUUAAAAAUCAGCGCUUCAUUUUGUUCAUG
This is a messenger RNA of Monopterus albus (swamp eel), 1394 nucleotides long. It is a transcript of the gene ino80e, whose product is annotated as INO80 complex subunit E. Gene Ontology annotation, cellular component: nucleus; Ino80 complex. The coding region runs from base 40 to 765 and encodes 241 amino acids. Lineage: Eukaryota; Metazoa; Chordata; Actinopteri; Synbranchiformes; Synbranchidae. The transcript is spliced from 8 exons. Gene Ontology annotation, biological process: chromatin remodeling. The record is from RefSeq and is a predicted model, not a curated record.